Trichomonas vaginalis G3 is the source of this 1260-nucleotide messenger RNA. RefSeq names its product protein ubiquitination. Bases 1 to 1260 code for a protein of 419 amino acids. Gene Ontology annotation, molecular function: protein binding. The record is from RefSeq and is a predicted model, not a curated record. Lineage: Eukaryota; Parabasalia; Trichomonadida; Trichomonadidae. The transcript has a single exon.
AUGAGUCUUGUUCUUGAUAUCAACUACAUUGCGAACAAUGUUCAGACAUAUAUUGAUCGAGAUAAUUUUUAUGAUGUGAUUGAUAAAGAAUUCAUUCCUCAAGUUUUCGAAAAAACAAAUCUUAAUUCAAACGAUUUCGGAAAACUUCUUUCUCAAGGCAAAUCAAAAUAUAAUACAACCACACUGUAUGAACUUUCUCGGAAAUGCAAUGUUAUCGUUAAUUCAUUCGAAGAUGCGAUUAACGUUCUUCAAAUCUACAACAAUCUUUUCGAACUCAAAUCAUCACGCUCAUUAAUUGAUUUCCUUGAGAAAUACAAUGGAAAAAAUCAAUCUAAUUCCAAAGAAAUGACAAAAUUAAAAAACGAUAUUCAAAAUCUCGAAUCAAAGUUGUCAAUAAUGGAAAAAGAAAUCAACGAGUACAAAAAUGAUUUUUGGAAGAUUUUAGAAUUAUGCUCUAAUUCAGAUUUUGAUGCAGUUUACAAUUUCCUUAAAAAACUUUCAGAAGAAGAUGAUAAAUUGAAAAUGUCUAUUUCAUGUGCAGUUGGAUUAAGUGAAAUUCAAAAUCCAGAAGGAUGGACUCCACUUCUUAAUGCAUGCGUUAAAGGAGAUUUACAAUUAACAAAAUCUCUUAUUGAAGGAGGCUGUGAUAAAAAUGCAGUUACUAAAAAUGAAAAUAAUUGUUUACUUCUAGCAUCAUACAAUGGCCAUCUUGAAAUUGUAAAAUAUUUAAUUGGAAUUGGUUUUAACAAGAAUUGGCGAUCUAAACUUGGAUAUAAUCCAAUUCUUCUAGCAUCACAAGAAGGUCAACUAGAUACAGUUAAAUAUUUGAAAAGUAUUGGUUGUGAUGUCAACUCUAAAGCAAAUUGUAAUGCAAGUUGCAUUUAUCUUGCAUCAUGCAGUGGCCAUCUUGAAACAGUUAAAUAUCUUUUCUCAGUUGGAGCUGAUCCAAAUGAAAGAGAAAAUACUGGAUGCCCUCCAAUAAUUAUUGCAUCACAAGAAGGUCAUCUUGAAGUAGUUAAAUAUCUUAUUCAAUGUGGAUGUAAUAAAAAUGAUAAAACAGAUUAUAACAGUUCUUCACUUCAUUGGGCAGCAGAGAAUGGUCAUUUUGAAGUUGUUGAAUAUUUAGUUUCAAUUGGUGUCAAUCUUAAUGAUAAAGACAAUGGUGGAAAAACAGCACUUGAUUUGGCAAAAGAAAAACAAUACGAGAAUGACAACUACAGAAAGAUCGUCGAUCUUCUAAAUCGAUCGGGUGCAAAAUAA